AUGAACGCAAUUUGGACAACAUGGAUCCUCUUGUCUUUAGCCUCAGCAAUCCCAUUGAAUGAUCAAACAAUACUGCACUCCACCUCGGUGGAGAAGGCUGGAUGGUACGAUCCAAGAGUGAACGGAGGCAGGCUUCUCGACGUGCGUUCUCUCCUCUCCUGGUAUCUGUUUGGCCAAUUCAUCCUGGCCCAGUUCACAGCCGGAACCCAAGGCGAACCUCUCAACAUAAUCAUAUCCAGCAAUUCCGACCCAUACAUCCUGACUGACAGUGGAUUCGUUGGUUAUGCAAAAUCAAUAGGCUACUCGCACGAAUGCCUAGGACUGCACUACGGCCACAAACAUGAAGCCAAUCUAGGCGACGGUGACGGCCAAAAACCUGAGCUUGUCCUCGCCCGACAGCACUACUUCCCGGUCUGGGGUACGUGCUGGGAAAGCCUAGCAGGCGGCCAGCAUUUCCGUGCAUGGAAGCAGAACGGCAGUUUAGCUGAUAGCGGGGCUUGGUUCGUUGGCAGGAACCACAUGAUCGUUCCAAACGGGUACAACCUAGGGCGCGACUGGUUCGUCAAACGUGCUCUCAAAGGAACAAACUGGAACGGCCGCUGGUGGAAAGCCCAAGUCGAGUGGAGGACCGAUCUACUCGAGAAGGGCAAUAAAGGUCAGCUAACCCUUCCUCACAUUCUCAACUCGUUGAUUUUGAUCACAUCUCUUGCACCUACAGACGUCAACCAUGGCAUAGCACAAGAUGGGCGCGUUGCCGUCAUGACCGUAAUACGACAAUGA
This is a messenger RNA of Coprinopsis cinerea okayama7#130, 780 nucleotides long. RefSeq lists its product as hypothetical. The record is from RefSeq and is a predicted model, not a curated record. NCBI's taxonomy places the organism in Eukaryota, Fungi, Basidiomycota, Agaricomycetes, Agaricales, Psathyrellaceae. Bases 1 to 780 code for a protein of 259 amino acids. The transcript is spliced from 3 exons.